GAAGUUUUUUGGAAUUUCGAAACUUAUUCUUGUUCAACAAUAACAAUGGCAAGGGGUCCUGCUCCUGCAGACAUGAACACAGCACGGCUGAUAAGAGUGGAUCAGUCAGGAAGGGGGGAUUUCAAGAAGAUUCAAGACGCCAUUGAUUCUGUUCCUUCCCAUAACAAUGAACUUGUUUUCAUUUGGGUUAAGCCUGGAACUUAUAGGGAAAAAAUUGUGGUGCCGGAGGAGAAGCCGUACAUAACACUGAGCGGCAGCAACGCCGCCGACACCAUAAUAACGUGGAAGCAAGGGACAGAUUUACUGGAAUCUGCGGCCAUCUCUGUGUUCGCUCCGGACUUCGUCGGCCGUUUUCUGACCAUCCAGAACACGUUCGGCAGCAGCGGCAUUGCGGUGGCGCUACGUGUCUCCGCUGACAGAGCCGCCUUCUACGGCUGCCGGAUAAUAUCCUAUCAAGACACGCUUCUCGACGACGCCGGAAGGCAUUAUUUCAAGAACUGCUACAUCGAAGGAGCCACCGAUUUCAUCUGCGGAAACGCCGCUUCUCUCUAUGAGAAGUGUCACUUGCAUUCAACGUCGGAGAGGGGUGGGGCAAUGACUGCGCAACACCGAAACUCGGGGGAGGAGAACACUGGGUUCAUGUUCUUGGGGUGUAAAAUCACAGGAACUGGAUCGACUUUGCUUGGACGGCCAUGGGGGGCUUGCUCUAGGGUUGUGUUUGGCUACACUUACAUGUCCAAUGUUGUUGUUCCUAAAGGCUGGAGUGAUUGGGGAGAUCAAACCAAGCAAAGAACGGUGGUAUAUGGAGAAUACAAGUGCUACGGGGUAGGGGCCAACAGAGCCAAAAGAGUUUCGUGGUCGCGCAACCUAUCGACCAAUGAAGCUGCUGUCUUCUUCACUAAAGACAUGAUCGGCGGCCGAGCUUGGCUUCGACCUUCGCCUUCUCAUUUCAAGAGGAGCUCUUCCACUUCUUCCACCAUUAAUGUCUAACAAAACAACAUAACUCAUCAUCUCUUUCUUAUAAUUAUCAAAACUAUUUCAUUAAUGGUUACAUAACUUCUCAUUGUUUUCAAAUUUGUUUGUUGUAUAUUUCAUUCAUACUCACUUGGA
Molecule: messenger RNA, 1110 nt
Organism: Momordica charantia (bitter melon)
Lineage: Eukaryota; Viridiplantae; Streptophyta; Magnoliopsida; Cucurbitales; Cucurbitaceae
Gene: PE11
Product: pectinesterase 11
Biological process (GO): cell wall modification; pectin catabolic process
Molecular function (GO): pectinesterase activity
Source: RefSeq, a predicted model, not a curated record